Messenger RNA from Pelagomonas calceolata, 1767 nucleotides. The record is from the annotation of a GenBank genome assembly. NCBI's taxonomy places the organism in Eukaryota, Pelagophyceae, Pelagomonadales, Pelagomonadaceae.
GCCCUCCCGGAGGAAACGCUCGCGAAGCUCCGCGAGGCCGCCGGACGGCUCGUCGUGCACGCGCCUGCAUCCGUGGCCGUCCCUCUUUAUGUCGCCGCUGGCUCGACGGCGAAAGAAAGAGGCGCGCCCGAGGUGCCGGCAAGCGAGACGGCUCGUGCCAAUGCGGCGGCGACGACGCAGCGUCCGAUGGCCGCCUCGCCAGACCCAGCGGCCGCAUCUCCAGCGGGCGGCUGGCGCGCGGCCGCGACAGCGCCGGCGGGGUCCUCGGCGCCUCCGGCGCGCCCCGUACGCUCGUCGCGGUCGUCGUCGCGGUCUGCGAGCCGGCGGUCGGGCCGGUUCCGGCGCCCCGGCUCGCACAGCGCCUCGCCCAGCUCGCGGCCGCGCUCGCCGCCUCCGUGGCGACGGGCUCGCGGGUUUGCGAACCGAGGCCGCGGCGCGAGUCCAAGCUCGCGAUCGCGGUCGCCGCCACGACCGAGACGAAACGGCGUCGCGAUGGCGCGCGCCCCGACCGGACCGUCGCCGCCUGCCUUGGCCACCGCGGCGCGGCCGCCGCGCGUCGGCAACGUCGUCGACGGCACGAUCGACCGUUACGACACGCCGCAUGGUGCCAUCGUCGUCGCGGAGGGUCUCUCUCUCGAGGGUUUGAUACCCCUAGCCGGCAUGGCGCGCCGGCGCCUCCCCGCCGGGACCCCCGUCCGAGUGCGCGUCGCAUACUCCUUUCCCGCUGGCUGUCCGUCGCACCGAUGGCGCUGGGAGGGGACCAUGCACGGCGUUCCCCAGCCCGCCGACCGCGGUCGCGAUCGCGGCGCGUCGCGCGGCUUUGAUCGGAGUCGGUCGCGUGACUUGGACCAUGGCUCGCGACCGCUGCGCGGCUACGACGACGAUCGCGACGGGCGAAGCUUCGAUCGACGGGACGACGACCGCGCGGCGGCCCCGCCUCGCCCGCCGCCGCGCUGCCCGCCGCCCGGGACCCUGAUCGACGGCGUAGUCGACCGCGUCCGGGCGUGCGGCGCGUUCGUCCGCGUGCCGGGAGACUUCUCCGACGGUCUGCUGCCGACGUCGCAGCAGGAUCAAACCGCUCGACCGGGCGACCGCGUCCGCGUACGGGUCAUGGACAACAAGGGCGCCAAAAAAUGGUCCUGCACCACCCGCGACGUUCGCACCCGGCCUCCGUUGAGCGAACGAGCGGGGGUCCCCAGCGCCCCCGCAGUCGCGGAUUCGCGCAACGACCAACAUCCGGCGUCCCAAGCGGGCGCUGGAGCAGAGCGCACGGACGCCGGUGCCACUGCGGGAGACGACGCCCCCCACGUGGAGGAGGGCGGCAUUUACGCAGGAGCCUGCUCGAAGGUGGCCCCGUACGGCGCUUUUGUGUCGCUCGACCGCGGCGGCGAGGGCCUACUGCACCGGUCCAAGUGCGGUACGGACGCGACGGGCGCGCGACGCGUCCCGGCCAAGGGCGAUCGGAUCUUUGUCCGCGUAUUGCAGAUCAAGGACGACGGAAAAGUCGCGUUCUCGACGCUGGGCCUCGACGCGGCGACCGGUUUGCCGGACGAGGGCGCGAUCGCGAUCGAGAUCGACGUGGGGGCGCCGAGAAAUAAGGGCACGAAGGUCCGGAAGGUCGCGAAGAAGCGUCCCCAGGUCGACGCGCCCGUCGACGACUUCGGCAUUAAGAGCUUCGCCGAGGUCAUGGCCGAAAAACGGCGCGGUGGGCCUUGAAGGCACAAUUUUUUUACGUGUUUCGUCCAGUGUAAAAUUUCAGGUUAUUGG